UUAUUGUAAAAACAGUUCAAAAUGAACCUGUUUCAAAGGUUGUAAAAUUUAAAUUGUAGUAAAGUAGAUAUUAACAAAGAACAUAACAGACAUAAAGUCUGCAAGCUUAUUUUUCGGAGAACAAAAGAUUUUUAAAAAAUGACCUCAGAACAUCCUGUACAAAAUGGAAUUAAUGGUCAUCACACACCUGCGCCACACCCCCAUGCCCAACAAAGUUAUCAUCCUGGACCACGUAGUAGAAGCAGCAGUACAGCCAGUGAUAAAUCACAACAAUUAACAAGGAAAUUAUCUUUCUCACUACGCGCUUCUGAUUUUGGCAUCACCAAAGAUGAACGUCUCACGGCUGAAGAAAUGGACAGCCUGCGUAACCAGGCAACAGCAUAUGAAUAUUUGUGCCAUUUGGAAGAAGCAAAAAGAUGGAUAGAAGCUUGUAUAAAUGAGGAAUUACCGCCUAGUGUCCAGUGAGAAGGUCUCCAAAAUGGUGUAUUCCUUGCAAAACUUGCACAUUUUUUCAAUCCUAAAGUGGUUCCGAUUCGAAAAGUGUACGACAAAGAUCAGAAAAAAUAUGAGCAGAAAGGUCUUCAUUUCAAACACACUGACAACAUUAAUCAUUUCUUUAAAGCAAUGGAAGAGACUGGAUUACCAACGAUUUUCUACCCUGAAACAACAGAUAUCUACGACCGUAAGAACAUGCCAAAAACUAUUUACUGUGUUCAUGCUCUGAGUUUAUUUCUUUUCCGCCUUGGAAUCGCUCCCCAGAUUCAGGACUUGUAUGGAAAAGUGGAAUUCACAGAGGAAGAGAUCAGCAACAUGCAGAAAGAACUUGAUAAAUACGGAAUCCAGAUGCCUCAGUUCCAUAAAAUUGGUGGAAUCCUUGCUAACGAAAUGUCAGUUGAUGAAGCUGCCUUGCAUGCUGCUAUUAUUGCUAUCAAUGAAGCAUUAGAUAAAGAUGUUGUUGAGGAAACAUUUUCAACAUUACAAAAUCCAAAUGCUUGUCUGAAUGGUAUCACUCAGGACAAUGCAGAAGAAUACCAGAAUAGAUUGAAGGAAGCAAAACGUGUGAAAUGUGAAGCGGCUCUGAGCAAGUCUAAAGAUGAUCUGGAUGACAGAGACAUCUAUGAAGAAUUGCUUACUCAUGCUGAACUGCAAGGAAAUCUCAAUAAAAUUAAUUUGGAUGUAAAACUCGAAACACUGGCAAGAAGUCUUGCUGCUGGAAAUGAAGAAGAAUUGUUUGCAAACCUCAGAACCCUUGGAAUUAAUGAUCUGAACGUUGAAAAUAAGAAAUGGUAUUUGGAACAACUUGCAAAUGCUUUGAAAAAGAAGAGAGAGGAAACUGGUGAUGAAAAUGCAACAUUGGACAAAGAUGAAAUUCAGGCUGCCAUUAAUGAAGCUAAUAUUCUCGCCAUGAAACACAGACAAAUGCUUGCUGCUGUGGCCGCUAUUAAUGAUCUUCUACGAGAGGAUGGUGAUCCCCAUGAAACCAUGCAGGCAUUGCAAAAAACGGAAGCUCAACUACCAGAAGUUGUUCCAGAUUAUCCAUCGUUAUACCAUGAUCAACUUGUUGAAUUGAAGAAAAUGAAAGAAGACCAACUUGGAGAAAAUAUUCUACUAACACACGAUGACUUAUCUUCUGUCAUUCCACAUUUGUCUGCAUUGGCUCGUCUUAACAAAGCAUUAGACAUUGGUACCAUUGAGGAAAUUUGGACUGCAUUGAAUGAUCCUGAAAUUGGUGUCACUGAUCUCGAAGAGUCAAACAGAUCAAGAACAUGUGAAGCACUCAGGAAAGUGAAGGCAACAAAGAAUUACUUGACAUUGUUGGAAGUCCAAGAAACUGUUGUUGCUGUCAACCAACAAAUACAAGAGGAACAAGACCGUAUCAAAGCAGUCAGCAGUCUUAAUGAUGCAAUGGAUAGUGGAGAUGUUGAUACAAUGAAACAAGCCUUACUUGAUCCCAAAUUACAACUUGAAAAUUUUGAACCAAAAAAUCUUACGCACUAUGUGAGGCUGCUACAGAAGAAAAAGGAAGAAAAGUCAAAGGAAACUGGCGAUCCAAAUCCUGCAUUAUGGAUAGAAGAGAUUCAAGGAUGUAUUAAUGAAGCUAACAGACAAACACAAAUUGCUAGAAAACAGGUGUCAGCUGUAACUGCAGUUAACAUUGCUAUCGAGGGAGAUGACUGGGAACAAACAUUUGAACUUAUCAGACAUCAAGAUCUCGGACUUUCAUAUACAAUACCUGAAUGUGCUCAAACUUAUCAUGAACAAUUGCAGGAGAUAAGAGAAGAUAAGGUUGAAGAAGGUUGCAAGGAUGAGACGUGGGUGGCGUACGAAACACAGGAAGGAUAUAAUUAUUAUUUUAACACUGAAACCUUGGAAGGUAGCUGGGAUGCACCUGAUGAACUGAAUGAAAAUCCAGCACAAUUGACAAGAGAUGAAAUCAAGGAAUGUGUUGACAUGGUAUCUGCUGCAUAUGACAGAGCACAGUUAUGGAGAGAUAAUGAAGAUGUCAUUAUUAAAUUACAAUCUUUCAGUCGCAUGUAUUUGGCUAGAAAAGCCUAUAAAGAUAGACUUGCUUAUAUUGAAAGCCAGCUUCCUGCCAUCAUCAUGAUACAAUCACACUGGAGAGGAUACGUUCAACGUUCCAAAUAUCUAGAUAGAUUGGAAUACUUCAGAAACAAUAUUGCAACUAUUAUUAAGUUGCAAAAGUGGGCUCGUAUGUGGCUUGCUCGUUCAAGAUACAAGACUAGACUUGAAUAUCUUGCUAGCAAUGCACGCCAUAUCAUUCGUAUUCAAGCUUGGUUCAGAUCAAACAAGGCGAGACAUGAUUAUAAAACGCUGACUGGAGCUGAGAAUCCACCAUUAAGUGUUGUCCAAAAAUUUGUUCAUCUGCUGGACCAGAGAGACAAAGAUUUUGCUGAAGAAAUUGAAUUACAAGAAUUAAAGAAGAAAGUUGUUCAAUAUAUCAAGUCCAACAAUGAAUUAGAAACUGCUUUGAAUACAAUGGAUAUCAAGAUCGGUCUCCUCGUCAAAAACAGAAUCACAUUGCAGGAUGUGGUAAACCACAGCAGAAAUCUUCGUAAAAAGAAGGAACAACAGGCAUCAGAAAUAUCCAGUGGUUUGAAAUCACUGAACAAACAGAACAGAGUCAGACUGGAAGCAUAUCAGCAUCUAUUCUACCUUCUACAGACCAAUCCAACUUACUUUGGAAAAUUGAUAUUCAAAAUGGCGUCUGGUCGAACAACAAACUUCAUGCAGUCUGUCAUUCUAUCUGUAUAUAACUACGCAGCUAAUGUCAGAGAGGAAUAUCUCUUGCUCAAGUUAUUUAAGACUGCUCUCCAGGAAGAAAUAGAAUUUAUCAGUCGUGCAUCAGAUGGUUCUGAAUUAACAGCGGCAUCCAAAGUUGACAAAGUGAAGGAAAUUGCCACUGGUAACCCACUUGUUAUCAAGAUGGUCGUGACCUUCAACAGAGGCUCAAAGGGUCAAAGUUCUUUGAGAGAAAUCUUGUCACCACAAGUUCAAUAUGUUAUGAAAGACAAGGCAUUGAACAUAAACAUGAGUCCAGUUGAAAUAUACAAAGCAUGGAUUGGUCAGAAAGAAACAGAGACUGGUGAAGCCAGUGAUUUGCCAUAUGAAGUAACAACAGAGCAAGCUCUUCAGCAUGAUGAAAUCAAGAAAAGAGUAGAGGAUUCAAUUGAACAACUUCGCCUCGUUACAGAAAAAUUCCUCGGAGCUAUUCUAGGUUCUGUUGAAAAAAUACCAUAUGGGCUUCGAUAUAUUGCAAAAUGCUUGAAGAAUUUGUUGAAAGAAAAAUUCCCUGAUACGCCUGAAGAUGAAGUGUUGAAGAUGGUUGGAAACCUGAUCUACUACAGAUACAUGAAUCCUGCUAUUGUUGCUCCUGAUGGUUUUGAUAUCAUUGAUGUAACUGCAGGAGCUGCAGGGUUAAAUGCAGAUCAACGCCGUAAUCUCGGUUCUAUUGCAAAAGUACUUCAGUUUGCAAGUACAGGAAAAACGUUUGCUGGUGACAUGGAACAUUUAAAAUCAAUCAACAAAUAUCUAAGUGAAGCAUAUGAAAGAUUCAAGAAGUUUUUUGCGCUGGUUUGUGAAGUUCCUGAACCAGAAGAAAAAUAUAACAUGGAUGAAUACAGCGAUGCUGUUGCCUUGAGCAAACCUGUUAUUUUUAUCAGCAUAAGAGAGAUUCUUGAUACACACAAGCUCUUGCUUGAACAUGAAGAUGAAAUUGCACCUGAUCCAAACGAUGCUCUUCAUGAAACAUUAGAAGAGUUAGGUGACGUUCCUGAGAUAGCUCAACUUGUUGGUGUAACUCCUACUGCAAAAGCUCCUGCUGGGAAAAAAGGUGGUGAUACUUCACAAGCUUCAGGUGAAGGUGAACAAGAUGAGAAACAGUUGGAACAACUGGGUAAUACUGAAGUGUCACUAACAUUGCUGAACAGAAUAGAAGUAAAGGAAGAUGAUGAUGGUGAUGUGAGAAAUGUAUUACUCAGAACUAAGAGAAUGAUAAUAGACGUGAUUCGAGUGCAACCUGGUGACAAUCUUGUUCAACUAUUGGAAACUGAAGCAACAGAUCAUCAGCAAGAGGAACAUAUGGCGAAUAUACAAAAACUAGAAGAGCGUGAAAAACAGAAGAAAGCUGCAGAUGAAGACGGAAAGAACAUGCUGAAAAUGAGAUCCUUAUUGACUGAAAACAAGUUACCGCUCGAAGACAUGAAACGAAGAAUUGCCAAAAAUUUAGAAAUUCUUGAACAGCAUAACAUCGUCAAAAAAGAGAACAAAUACCAAGCGAUCGUCAAUAUGAUAGCCAGGGACAUUCGCAACCAACGUAGGUAUCGUCAACGCAGGAAGCAAGAAUUGACGAAACUCAAACAGAACAUGUCGAUGUUGGAUCAGAAAUCGAAAUUCUUUGAAGAACAAUCAGAAUAUUACAAUCAAUAUAUCAAGAGCUGUCUCGCUAGCUUGGCAAACAAAAGCAAAAAGAAACAGAAAACGAAAAAGAAGAUCCCAGGAAUCAAAUAUACGGCAUCGGAAUUGCAUAGAAAGAAGGUUUUACUUGAAAUCGAAGGAUUGGAUACCAACCAAUUCCGUAACGUUAUGUUUGAAAUCGGACCAUCAGAAGGCGACCUCGGCAAAUUUGACGUUUCUGCCAAAUUCAUGGGAGUCAAUAUGGAAAAAGUGUCCGUCGUAUUCCAGGAUCUCCUACAGUUACAAUACGAAGGUGUAGCUGUUAUGAAGAUGUUUGAAGGACGAGCCAAAAUAAACGUCAAUCUGCUUAUUUUCCUCUUGAACAAAAAAUUCUACGGCAAAUGAGAUGAUGGAUAUAGUAUUACAAAACAUACUCAGUAGCAGCAUUCAUAAAUCGAUUUGAAGAAACCAUCGCAAAUCUAUUUUUUGUGUAAUUUGCUCGACAAAUCGAAAACAAUGCCCAAAGCAUUACUACCAAAGGUCCGAAAUUAUCAUGCCAAAUAUGGAGCGGUUUUAAGUACCUAACCGUGUAAUAAAAUUUCAUGGACGAUAAAAUUAAAUUUCGACUUAAUGAACCUAAUUACGAAGCCCAAAUAGAAGCUUACAGAUUAUUAGAUUUUCCAAUUUAGCAAAAGCAUUACAUAAAUAACUUAAUCGCAAUCAUAUUGUCAAAUUCAUAACAUCCCUUUUUGCACGCUAAGAAGCCGGCACCAUGCAAAAUAUCAAAUUUGUUCGGAAACAUGUUCUUCUCUUGUAGAAAAGCAUAUGCUGUAUUCUUAACGCGUCGUCUUGUAUAUUAGUUGUAUUAUACAAAUUUAGAAGUUUGUUUUUGUUAUUUUGACAUGAUUUUCGUUCGUCAAAUAUAAAUUUAUUAAAUUCUAAUACAAACCACACUCACUCACAGAGAAAAAUAACUCAUUUACGUCCAUGACAUUCCAAUUUUUUCAUUUUUACUUGAGACGAUAUCUAUUCCUUGAGAUCCAUUCCGGUAUUUUACCAUUCCUCCGUCAAAUAUUAACUGUUAUAAUAUUGUAAACUAAGAACCAAGCAUGGGCCUCUCGUUAUUGUCUUGUAAUAGAUCUUGAUAUGACAUCUGGAUAUUCUGCAUACUGUAGUAUUUAACCGUACUUGUUAUUUUUAUCUUUAUUCGAAUUCACGUAAUCGGUGUUGUGACGUCAUAUUACUAUAUUAUUUUAUAUUACUUUCUGACGACCAACUUAAAUCCUCGUCUAGGGAUGUGCAAAAAUUUAGUUUAGGAAGAAACCGAAAUUAAGAAGGUUCCUUUUGAGACUUUUUUUCACGUUUCGAAACUUAUAUGACAACAUUUCUCAUGUGUAACACGAUUUUGUUGUCAAUUCAACCCUUUUAGUCGAAAUUGAAAUUUGAAAGGUGAAUUUAAACUAUUUACAUAUGGACAUCCCUAGACUGUUAGCAUAAUUUAUCCAUCUGCGAUGUGCCAUUUGCUAUUGUUUUAGGUAUGUUGUAUUAAUAUGUUCCGUUGCCUUAUCUUAAGUUAAAAAUAGAUUGGCAAUAUACCAAUUUGUGCCCGUUAAUUUGAUUAAAUAUAUAAAUGCUCAUCGAAUUUAUUCCACAUUUCUGAAAUAUAUAAAUGCACAAACACUUGAAGUUAACUACUAAUAUGCAUAGAUCGGAGAUUUCGGCUCAGCCGAACUCGUUUUUUUCUGCUACUGCAUUCCGCAAUUUAGCUAAUUUCUUUGCAUUCCAGACCCUUUUGGACCUGCUUGUAUCAGGCCAGUAAUCUGGGUAGUUGAUUUGGGUUUUUCGUUGGGCAUCACCAAUUUGCUUUUUAUUUGUAUAUUGUUCUUGUUUUAUUUCUAAAUAACUUUUUGUGAACGGGGAAAUGGGAAGUAAAUGAAUGCUUUCAAGCAUGAUUUGGUUGGUUCUCAUUUCUUUGUCGAUAAGAAUACCCGUUCAUGUUUGCUACCUUUUGAUUAGGUAGGCCGAAUAAUUGCAUGUUUUAUUAUUUUCGUACGUUCGGCAUGUGCCCUACGUCAAUUUGCUUUGUAUAUACUAUCCGGAGAAAAAGUUAUGACAAAGUA
Molecule: messenger RNA, 7034 nt
Organism: Styela clava
Lineage: Eukaryota; Metazoa; Chordata; Ascidiacea; Stolidobranchia; Styelidae
Product: ras GTPase-activating-like protein IQGAP1
Biological process (GO): mitotic actomyosin contractile ring assembly actin filament organization; regulation of GTPase activity
Cellular component (GO): cell cortex
Molecular function (GO): calmodulin binding; GTPase activator activity; actin filament binding
Source: RefSeq, a predicted model, not a curated record